UGUUUUCAAGUGACGUUGGGGGAGUUUUUUUUGUGCGCUUGAGAUUAUUGCCUAUAAAUAGUUCCAGAGAUUAUCAAAUAGCAGAACAUUUGAGACGAAGCAACGUGUUAAAAAUACUCGUGAUAUCACUUUGGUGCAAAUUUCUUCAUUACUUCCACACUAUCUCAAGUAAAGCGAGGCAAGAGAAGAAAGAUUCGGUGGAUUGCAUAUUAAAGAUUUUGAGGAGGUUUAUAAUAAGCACAGCACCCAAAAAUGGAUGAAGAGUUGAUGUGGAAAGGAAUCUACGAGAAACUCCAAGAGAUCAAAAAGAAUCCACCCACUGAACAUGAGUCCAAAAUUCAAGACUUGGACGGUGGAUUCUUCGAGAAGUUCGGCUCUCUGCUGCGCCAGAAGUCAAUUCACGAUGAGGAGCGGAUGGCGACGCCUCUGGCGCCUCUGCCAGAAGUGGCCGAGGAGGCGGUGGCCGUCGAGGCCAGAUUCCUCGGCGAAGAGGCUGAGAGUGACAGUGGCAACGAGACACUUCACGAUACAGACAGCGAGCCGGAGGACGCCGAAGUGAAGUCACUGGAGUUUGUGGAGGAUGCCAUUGGAUGGAAUUUGGAGGAGCUUUACGAAGAGUCUCUGUACGUGAUUCUCCACAAUAUUGGCGCAGAAAUUGAAACUAGUCAAAUAUCGCUAUUUUCCUACAUUCAAGAUGCCUUCAAGAUUUCAGAUUCCCGUCAUGAGGAACUUCUGGAAGCGGCCAAGACGAAAGAAGCUCCGGAAAUCCGACUCAAUGUUGAGGUGAUUGAAGCCAAAGAUUUAGUUCCCAAGGAUCCCAACGGACUGUCAGAUCCCUUUGUCACCAUGUACUUGGCCGCAGUGCCCACGCAUCGAUACAACACAUCUGUGAAGCCAGAAACGCUGAAUCCUCACUGGGAGGAGCAUUUUUCAUUGCCAAUCUCUGACGAUGCCAAUGAGAACAUCCUCGUGGUGGAAGUGUGGGACUUCGAUCCAGCUGAGACGGUGCGUGAGAAGAUGAAUAAGAUCUUCGACGUGAAGGGCGUUCGAGGACUCAGGAAGCUCAUGAAGGAGAUUGCCGUGACGGCUUCCAGUGGGAAGCACGAUAAUGAGUUGAUUGGCAAGGCAAAUAUCCCACUGAAGAGUAUUCCAGCAUCUGGUUUGGUGCUGUGGUACAAUUUGGACAAGAAGAAUCGCCUGAAGAGUCGUGGUCUCAUCAAGGUUCGACUGAGUUUCAGCUCGGAGAAGAACAACAAAGUCGCUGCCCAGGAGCAUCGUCAUCUGUUGAGGAUUUUGCUGCUGCACGAGCUGGAGACAUCCAAAGUGGCGCCGUACUGGUGGUCAGGGAAGUUCACAGACAAGGGCGAGUCCAUCCUCACGCAGCACACCGCGCAGAGUGGACUCACGCAGACGGACGUGUCGCUGGUGGAGUGGUCAGUGUACGCUGGCAUCCACACGGAACACCCUCUGGCAUUUAGUCUCUUCGACAAGCUCCUGGACAAGGUGAUCCGUCCCAUUCAGACUGAAUCCGUCUCAUCGGAUGAGAUCAAACUUUUCUGGGAUGCCACAAAGAAACUCCUGCCUUCGUGCUUUGCCAUCAUCAGGAAGUUGCGCAAGAAAACCGCCGGCGAUAAGAAUUGUGUGAAGACACUCAUCGAUGUGUUGAACAUCCUGGCCAAGAUUGCGAUGCUGGAACCUCCGGAAGGAACAGAUCUCUUUCCUGUGCAGCAGUACGGAUGGAUGAAGGACAAUAGCGAGAAGCCCAAUUGGGAUAUCAGAGGAGCUCUGAGGGAUGCUGUUAUAGCUGGAGCUUAUGAUUGGUUCAACACGAUCAACGAUGACACGGAGUGCCAGAAGGGAACGGAUGAGGCGAAGUUGCAGCACAUCAUCAAGCUGAUUCAGCUCAUCAGGUCGGAUCUGCAGAGAGCUAUUGAGUACUAUGACAAGAUCUUCCAGGAGACGAUGAUGUUCCACUACGCCAGGACACUUUAUGGCUUCUACGAGAGCCAAUUGGCAGAAUAUGUGGAGCCAAUUGUGGAGGAGAUCUCGAAGAAUCUCAAGAGAAUCGACAUCCCGACGCAAGACAGUGUGCAAUUGGAGACGCAUCAGGAGAUAAACAUGGGUACGACGCUCUUCGAGCUGUACUUGGUGCUGAAGAGAUUCGCCGUCCUCGGCACGGCGCUGGAUCCGGGCGAGACGAGCUACAAGAUCAAUGACUACCACAAGUGGUUCACCGCUGGUGUCACGCAUUGGCUGGAUAUUUCCGUGCUGAAGGCGCUGAUCAGGAUUGAGAAGGCAAUUGAGCUGGACUCACUGGUGCCUGUGGAUGAGAGUGUGAAGUACAGCUCAUCGGCUGUGGACACGCUGGCCAUCUUCUAUCAGAUCAAGAUCUUCUGGCAGCAACUCGCGUGGCCAGAUGUGGAGGGAUCGUACAUGUUUGUGGGCAAGAUUGUGGACGACAUCUGUCGCUGCUGCGUCUUCUAUGCGGACAAGAUGAGUGAACGUGUGGAGGGAUUGGGUGAGAUUCAGAGUGUGUACGAGAAGAAGUUCGAGGUCACGAGGGAGUGGUGCCUGGCCAUCAACAAUAUCGACUACAUUCGUCAGAGUUUGCCGCCUUUCGUGAAGGAACUGGGCGUGGAUGACAUCGUGGCGAAGCUGAGCGAUUGCCGGAGCGCCUUGGAGGCGCAAAGAUGCGCCGAAACGCUGAAGAAUGUCAUCGACAAUGCUGUGGACACGGAGAAGAACAAGAUUCUGGAACUGGUGGAGACUGUGGCCAAGAAGAUGUCACCCAUGAUGAGACGUUUCCUCGCCGAAGGGGCAGAACUUCUCCAUCAGGACUCCAAUUCACUGGAUCGCCUCAUGAUGUACUUGGAGGAGUCGCUGAAGACGCUCAACAUGGAGCUGAAUGAUGUGAACUUCGAGAGGAUUCUCGAUGCCAUCUGGACGGAGCUCUCAAAUGUCCUCUACGAUCUUGUCCAGAGCAAUCUCGAUAAGCGACGACCGCCUUCAUUCUUCUCCAACCUCAGAGAUGCGUUGCAGAUUAUGAUCCAGAGCUUCAAGGGCACCAAGAAGUGCGAAUCCUCAGAUCGCGCUGUGCUGAACAACAUCGAACAGCUGCUGGAGUUGCAUGGCUUCGAGACGGCAGAUCUCAUUCAUCAGUAUUAUCUUGAGCGACUGAAGGAGUGUCAGGUGAUCAGGGAGACUCCCUAUGGACAACUCACGGUGCGCUGUUGCUUCAAGGAUCUCGUCCUCGAGAUUGAGGUGAUGAACGCUCGAAAUUUGCGUCCAAUGGACAGCAAUGGUUCAUGUGAUCCCUUCGUGCGCAUUCAUUUUCUGCCCGAAGAGAGGUUCGUCGGGAUUGUAAAGCCGCGCACGAAUGCCCAGAACAAGACGCUUUUCCCGCUGUUCGAUGAGAAGUUUGUCAUAUCACUGUCGCCUGAGCAGAAAGCCAUGAAAAAUGCUAUCAUCCUGUUCAGUGUGAAGGACAAGGAUCUCUUUGGGAUGUCCAAUCAAUACAUCGCCGAGUCGUACUUGAGUUUCGGCGAGAUUGCCGAAAUGGGCGAAGAGCAAAUUCAUCUUCCACUCUCGAGACCCAUCAAUUUAGACACAGAUUGUAUUCGUGCCUUGGAAUAUCGGAUUGGAGAUAAGCAGGCGAAGGAGUUCUUGAAGAAACUCAGGCAGAAGAUCAACAAUCAAGCCUAAAACGGUCAUUU
This is a messenger RNA of Phlebotomus argentipes, 3713 nucleotides long. RefSeq names its product protein unc-13 homolog 4B (gene stac). The coding region runs from base 253 to 3702 and encodes 1149 amino acids. NCBI's taxonomy places the organism in Eukaryota, Metazoa, Arthropoda, Insecta, Diptera, Psychodidae. The transcript is spliced from 10 exons. The record is from RefSeq and is a predicted model, not a curated record.